CUCUGCUCCUCUAAGCUCUUCCCUCUGCUGCCUUCACGCGUUCUCCCGAAACCUGCGCGGACAGGAGGCGAUACACCCCUUUCCCCUCCUCGACUCAUCAUGGCUACAGUUGUAACCUCGACCAGAUUUACAGACGAGUAUCAGCUCUACGAGGAACUCGGAAAGGGUGCCUUCUCUGUUGUCAGGCGAUGUGUCAAGAAAUCCACUGGACAGGAGUAUGCUGCUAAAAUAAUUAACACAAAGAAACUUUCAGCCAGAGAUCACCAGAAACUUGAACGAGAGGCAAGAAUCUGUCGGCUGCUCAAACACCCAAACAUAGUUCGCCUUCAUGACAGUAUCUCAGAAGAAGGCUUUCACUAUUUGGUGUUUGACCUUGUGACUGGAGGAGAGCUCUUUGAGGACAUUGUUGCCAGAGAGUAUUACAGUGAAGCAGAUGCCAGCCACUGCAUUAAUCAGAUCUUGGAGAGUGUCAGUCACAUCCACCAACAUGACAUUGUGCACAGGGACCUGAAGCCGGAGAACUUGCUGUUGGCCAGUAAGAUGAAGGGAGCAGCAGUGAAACUUGCAGACUUUGGUCUUGCCAUUGAGGUGCAGGGUGACCAACAGGCAUGGUUUGGUUUUGCUGGAACUCCGGGUUACCUCUCACCAGAAGUAUUGAGGAAGGACCCUUAUGGCAAACCAGUGGACAUAUGGGCCUGUGGGGUGAUCCUAUACAUUUUGCUGGUGGGCUACCCUCCUUUCUGGGACGAGGACCAACACAAACUCUAUCAACAAAUUAAAGCUGGUGCAUAUGAUUUUCCAUCUCCAGAGUGGGACACCGUGACCCCUGAAGCCAAGAAUCUGAUCAACCAGAUGCUAACGAUCAACCCUGCCAAAAGGAUCACCGCGGACCAGGCUCUCAAGCACCCCUGGGUCUGCCAACGUUCCACUGUGGCUUCCAUGAUGCACCGUCAAGAGACUGUGGAGUGUUUGCGCAAAUUCAAUGCGAGGCGGAAAUUAAAGGGAGCAAUUCUCACUACAAUGCUGGUAUCCAGAAACUUUUCAGCUUGCAAAACUUUACUAAACAAAAAGUCAGAUGGGGUGAAGUCGCAGGGAAACAGUAAAAACAGUGUAGUAAGCAGCAGCAGCACCAAAGACAGCAGCAUGUCAUCUACAGCUCCAAUGGAAGCCCAGACAACUGUUGUGCACAACCCAGCUGACGGCACCAAGGGCUCAACGGAGAGCUGCAACAAUGCAGAAGAGGAGGAGAUGAAAGGUAGGAAAGCUCGUAAACAGGAAAUCAUAAAGAUGACAGAGCAACUGAUUGAAGCAAUCAACAAUGGGGAUUUUGAGGCAUACACGAGAAUAUGUGACCCUGGCUUGACCUCCUUUGAACCAGAGGCUCUUGGAAACCUUGUAGAAGGAAUGGAUUUCCACAAGUUCUACUUUGAAAACUUGCUUAGUAAAAACAGUAAGCCGGUGCACACCACGAUCCUGAACCCUCACGUGCACCUGAUUGGUGAAGACGCUGCCUGUAUCGCAUACAUCCGCCUGACGCAGUACAUGGACAGUCAGGGCCGGCCUCGCUCCUGUCAGUCCGAGGAGACCCGAGUGUGGCAUCGCCGUGAAGCCAAGUGGCUCAACGUGCACUUCCACUGCUCAGGGGCACCAGCCGCACCACUGCAGUGAACAACGGGCACAGCUUUGCCUGAAUGCUAAAGCUAUUUGGAGAAUUUAUUCUCCGUGGUCAGAUUGGUGCCUGGAUCCUGGAUAACGGAUGGGGCCUCUUGGAAAGUUGUAUAAUUUACAAAAAAACAAAAGAGGGACAUUUAUUAUUUUUUUCAAUCCAAAAAUAGUCUACAAGACCUAAAGGUCUGUUUCAAAAGGCUUGUUUGAGUGACUGACCACAGUGAGAACACAGAUCCAGUCCAACUCCAGUAGAAGACUUCAUGGCUGAAGAUCUUCAGCCUGGACAGCCUGCAGAUGGUGCAUGUUUCAAACGGCCACACGGGGGCACCGUUGUUCUGUUUUCCCAUGCCCUUCUUCUUUUUCACCCACUUUUCUUAAAGUAUUACCUAUAUCUAUAUAAACACACAAAAAUAUAGAUUUUAUUGCCAGACACACCACAUUUACUGUAGUAGUGCGAUGGACUGUGGCUGGGUUUGUGUGGGCUACACACAAAGGCACAGUUGAAGUAUUGUUUUACACUUUGAGGUGGGUUCUUUGAGAAAUAGCUUGACAUAACCAUAUCAUUUGUUAUAACAGGAAAUAGUUGUAAUGAGUUCCUGGAAACACCUUUUUUUUUAUUUUUUACUCUUAUGUGUUUUUGUCUACUUCUGUAUGAUGUACGGUAUUGAGUGUCAUUUUUUAAAAAGAGGGUUUUAUUUAAAAGCACUGUGUCAUUGUAAAUGCAUAUUUAUAGAGAAGACUAUGGAAAGGGAAGUGUCCGUAAAGGGAGCAUGCAAGUGUGGCUGUGGAGGCGUUUUUUUGUUAGUCUGAGUGUCCAAGUGUAAAUACAGAAAUGCAUGCACACUCUUAACCGCACACUAUCCCACUGUCCACAUUUUAAGGGGAGACUCUGAGAUAAACGUUAGACUGUAUACAAGCCUUGACUAAUCUGAAGUUGCAGAAGAGACUCCCGCUCUCACCGACAGGAGGCGCAUCUAGCGCUCAGUUUCUCCUUUCUGGACAAUUCUCCUUAUUUGGUUGUGUGUAUUUUUAAGUGGGGCAUGUUGUCUUUUGAUUAUGGCUUGUACUGUUUUAGAUACUUGGGGCUGGAUGCAGUUGUGUCUUGAAGAGAUGGACUUUUCUGCAGCUUCAGAUGUCGCUUGUCAACACCCUACCCCCGUUCCCCCUCUCCUCCCCUCCUACCUCCUUUUACAGUCCCCCAAAUUCUGCCUCAAUGACCUCUACAUUGUUCUGUCCAGUGUCUUGACUCUGAUGUCACCUGUAUGCCUGUCCGUUGUUCUGACUGUGUUCUUAGACGUAUAAAUGUCCGUCUGUUGGCUUGCUGUACCGCGUCACGUCUUGGCACUUCUUGAGCAUGUUUUUCAACAAGGAAUGCAGUACAAACGAGAAUUUGGAUUUAAAAGGCACAUUUUGAGACUGAGUGGGCUCUCGGCAAUCUAAUGGCAAUCAAAAAGUCACUGUUUCUGUUAUAUGAUGAUGUAUGGUGUGAACUGAAAGGAACUGUAUUCCACAUGCGUUUUAUACUCUGCUUAACGUCAUUACACUCUAAAUGUAGAUGUAAAACUACUUUUGUCGCGUUAAGUCAUGAAAGCACACGUGAUCAACAUUUUCCCUUUAAAACAAAUUGAACAUAUCUGCGUAAGUGCGUGGAUUUUCACCGUGUAGUUGGUAGAAACGUGUGCGUGUGGAUUUUUAUUGGAACUGGGGCUUGCUGUGCGUCUUCUGCUCCACAGUAAUAAAACUCUACUUAACUAUGCGCAUGGUCACCGAAAAAAUAAAUAUUCAUUGUGGAACGUCACGAGUCACUGACACACAAAGGAAUAAAAAAUAUCCAUGUUAUACACGUACUGUGCUCAGUACUGUGCAAUGUGCCCUGUCACGCGUUUUACGCACCGCGAUGGCGAUGUUCGGAACCAAAACAUUGUGAUGUUUUAUAAGACUUUGAAAUGAGGUGUGUUUUCGUGUUGUGGGCGCAGUCGUUUGUCGAUGUGUAGAACAAAUGUGCAAGUUUGUUUUUUCAUUACUUGUCCACAGUCUUUUGGAGUACAACGCAGUCUGCGUUCUUUUAAUAGGAUUUUUAACGGGAGGUCAAGACGAGAUCCGAGGGAAUCAAACAUGUGCACUGUGGGUUUGCCAAAGUAUUCGGACAAAGGGGGACCAAGAAAAACGAUGCUCAUAAAAACCUAUUUUCUACGGAUUAAACCUAAGAUUUGGGAUUUUUCAAAUUGUAUUUAACUUGUAGCUCAUUUUUACAAACCCAUUUAGCAUUGGCCUCUUCAGAUUAUUUUUCAUUCUACAAAUAGCAAUUUUGCUUUGAUCACAAUUUUGCACUGUCAUUUGAUGUUACAGGGUAUGCGCUAUGUCGCAAUUGUAUAUAAGAUGUGUGACCAAAUCUCCGAUUUCUAAAUGAGAAUUACCUCACCAUUUCUAAAUUUUAUACGGUCCAAAUACUUUGGCAAGUGUAAAUUAAGCAAAUGGGGGACCCGACGCAAUGAUUUACAAAUGAUCAUUGGUAAAAUGUUAUCAAAUGUUAUGCAGUUUUACAAACGGGAAAGGAUUAUGCAUGUCUUUUUCACUGUUUACUUGAUGAAGUGGAAAAUCUAUGUUAUUUGCAUCCUGAAAUGGCUCUGUUUGAGAUAUCAAAAAGCAAAGUAUUUCACGUGAAAAUGCAUAAAGAAAAGCAAAAGCCUUAGCUUGUGUGUCCCCCUGUAUCUUGGUAUCAUGGGGUGACUUACUCAUGUCUGAGUUAAAAAUUGGAUGCUGGAUUUUUGCAUGACCAUACAGUUAAAUAAAGUCAUAUUUAAAACAAGUGA
Boleophthalmus pectinirostris (great blue-spotted mudskipper) is the source of this 4481-nucleotide messenger RNA. It is a transcript of the gene camk2g2, whose product is annotated as calcium/calmodulin-dependent protein kinase (CaM kinase) II gamma 2. The record is from RefSeq and is a predicted model, not a curated record. Gene Ontology annotation, biological process: protein phosphorylation. Gene Ontology annotation, cellular component: neuron projection; cytoplasm. Gene Ontology annotation, molecular function: ATP binding; calcium/calmodulin-dependent protein kinase activity; calmodulin binding. The transcript has 20 exons. Lineage: Eukaryota; Metazoa; Chordata; Actinopteri; Gobiiformes; Gobiidae. Bases 100 to 1668 code for a protein of 522 amino acids.